ACUUCCAGAUUCCAACAACUAGAAAAACUCGGUGAAGGCACCUAUGCCACUGUCUACAAAGGCAGAAACCGGUCCACGGGCGCUUUUGUGGCGUUGAAGGAAAUCAACUUGGACUCGGAAGAGGGAACUCCAUCCACGGCCAUCAGAGAGAUCUCGCUUAUGAAAGAAUUGGAUCACGAAAAUAUCGUCACUUUGUACGACGUUAUCCAUACUGAAAACAAGUUGACACUUGUGUUUGAGUACAUGGAUAAAGACUUGAAGAGAUACAUGGAAGUUCACGGCAAUCAAGGAGCAUUAGAUUUAAAGAUUGUCAAGUCGUUCAUGUUCCAGUUGUUGAAGGGUAUUAUGUUCUGUCACGACAAUAGGGUGUUGCACCGUGACUUGAAACCACAGAAUUUGUUGAUUAACAAUAAGGGAGAAUUGAAGUUGGGUGAUUUCGGUUUAGCCAGAGCUUUUGGAAUCCCCUUCAACACCUUUUCGAACGAGGUAGUCACCUUAUGGUACCGUGCUCCUGACGUUUUAUUGGGUUCCAGAGCCUACACCACCUCCAUCGAUAUCUGGUCCGCAGGCUGUAUAUUCGCUGAAAUGUGUACCGGUAAGCCAUUAUUCCCUGGGACUGCAAAUGAUGACCAGUUAAUCAAGAUCUUCCGGUUGAUGGGCACUCCCAACGAGAGAACAUGGCCAGGCAUUUCUCAAUACGCUAACUACAAGAGCAAUUGGCAAAUCUUUGUUCCACAAGACUUGAGAUUGAUUGUGCCCAAUCUCGACUUAAUGGGCUUGAACUUGUUGCAGAGCUUGCUCCAGAUGAGACCAGAAGCUAGAAUCACUGCUAGACAGGCAUUGCAACACCCAUGGUUCCACGAGAUUACCAACCCUAACCCUAUAGUGCACCACUUGGGAGACCCAUACCAACAGCAACAACAGCAACAACAGCAGCCAGUCCUUGAUCAACAGUAUCAGUGA
Messenger RNA from Scheffersomyces stipitis CBS 6054, 963 nucleotides. It is a transcript of the gene PHO85, whose product is annotated as cyclin-dependent serine/threonine-protein kinase. The record is from RefSeq and is a predicted model, not a curated record. Gene Ontology annotation, molecular function: cyclin-dependent protein serine/threonine kinase activity; ATP binding. The annotation marks the transcript as partial. Gene Ontology annotation, cellular component: cytoplasm; nucleus. NCBI's taxonomy places the organism in Eukaryota, Fungi, Ascomycota, Pichiomycetes, Serinales, Debaryomycetaceae. The transcript has a single exon. Gene Ontology annotation, biological process: protein phosphorylation.